GUACACUAGCUUGGUGGUCUCCAACUUGUCUCGGAGUGUAAUAUUUUAAGUAGAGUUGCCAGCCAUGGCAGUGUAGAAACAAAAAGGAUGUAUUCUAUUCAUUGAUCAUACCCCGUUCCUGUGCAGAAGGUUCAUAAUGAUGAACCGGGUACAACCAGAAAAUGUGCACUCCACCAUAUUUACUCCUCGAGAGUACCAGGUGGAGUUGGUGGAUGCUUGCCUACGACGAAACACUCUCACUGUAUUGGCCUCUCGCUCCACUCGGACAUUCCUCAUCACCAUGGUAACUCGAGAGUUGGCUCACCUCACUCGAAGCAAGGAGCAAGGAGGCAGGGGGCAACGAACCUUGAUCACCGGGUGGUCAGGACCGGGCCUUGUUCGUGCAGGGGAAGCCAUUCAGCAGAACACCAACCUCAAUGUCACCACCUACACCACACUUGACCAUGUAGACAAUUGGCUGCCAUCUCGCUGGAGUCAGGCUUUCAGAGAAGCUCAAGUGUUAAUAAUGACAGUGGAUGUGCUAGAGCAAGGACUGCAAGCAGGGGUGUUGCCACUGGACAUGCUCAACCUUCUUGUCAUUACUGAUGCUCACCGAAUGGCGACUUCUUCUACAAUUGUUAAGGUUCUGAUUAGAUGUGGAAAUUGCCGAAUCCUAGGCAUGACUUCUCCUGUGUUGAGUCAUGCCUGCUCUCCCCCCCAGCUUGAGUCCUUCCUUAAUCACCUUCAGAAAGCUUCCUCUUGUAGAGUUGAUACUGCCUCAGAAAUAGUCACUGUACUAAGGUAUGUAAAUAAACCUGUUGAGAAAAUUGUGAUGUGUUGUGAUCCCUCUCCUGAUGAGCGGUCGGAGGUAGAGCUGGAGGUGCGUCGUCUAGUCGAGGAUGCUCUCAGCUUUCUCAAUGACCAUCGCUAUGAUCUUGUGGAAGUUUAUGGUCCUGAGUAUCAGGAGUUCUGUGAUGGAUUACCUGAUCCUAAUAAUGAACCAAGGCAGAUCCUGAUGGACUUCCUAGAUGUGCUCAAUAAUUUAGGGCUGUGGUGUGCUGACAGAGCAGCUUUAUAUGCUUUAGUUGAAGUGGAGAAGUUAAAGAAGAAGACUGCAUAUGAUCGCCACUACCUCUUGCUCUGCAUGAUCUUCACAGUUAUGGCACGGAUAAGGGCUGUGGUAGAACAAGCAUUUGAUAAGUAUACAGAAUUGGAUCAAAUCUUGAAAUUCUCGACCCCAAAGGUCUUACGCUUAGUUGAAAUCCUUCGUCAGGUGCGGCCACUUAAUUUCAUAGAUCCACGUAAGAGAAGAGAUAAAUUGGAAAAUAAUGAAAUAACCAAAACUGAAUCUGCGGUAGAUGGAGUUGAAGACAUGCCCGUUGAACCUGUAGUAGAAACUAAAGCCGCCUCUGAGACCUCAUUGGGACUUGGGAAUGAGAUGCAAAAUUUAAGUGUAGAGGCCAAAUCUAACUUAGCUGGUGAGACCUCAUUGGAAACAUUGCCCAGUAGGAAGGUGGUGGAAGAAGAACACAGAGAUGACAUAUCAGUAGACAAAGAUACAGAUAGUAAUGCUGAGUCAAGUUCAGAUGAAUCGUGUUAUGGAACCCCUCCCUCGGUUUUUCAAAAUUCCAAUUGUUCUUUUGCUGAAAAUAUGAAAACUGGCAGUAGAUUAGUCAAUGAAAUUCUAUGUAAGACAGUUCCUAAAUCAUCUAGUAGAGAUAAUGAGAUACAUGAUUGCUUUAUUAGUGAGAGUGUGUGUGUAUCAUCAUCUGAUGAAUUUCGUUUGUCGGGUUCAGUUGCCGAUGAUUCUAGUGUUACAUCAGGACUACUUAAACAGGAAGCAGGUGAGGAGAUGGACAUAUGUGAAAAAUCCCCCAGUAAUGUUGUUCGUUGUUCCACCAUCGAAGACUUGAGUGAAGAUGAUGAUGUGUCAGUGGCUGGAGGAUCAUGUGCACCUUCCUCCAAAUUAAUUCCAGAAUGUACAAUCAAGGCUGUGUCUGAAUCAUGUAUAAAUAAUUUGGAAUGUUGUACUAGUGAUAUAAUUACUAAUGAUUGCAAGAUACCUCAGUCGGGAUCAUUGAAAGAAAGAAGCACCACAAAGGGACUCAACAAAGAUGUCAGAAAUGUUCAUUUACAAAAUGGUAUUGAAGAAGUAAAAGGUCAUUUACUGAAUGGGGACUCUGUUUGUAUUGAUGGUAUGCAAAGUACAGUACAAAAGGAUCCUGAUACUACACAAACCUGUUGCAAUAUAUGUGAAGCUAUAGACAAUAAGGAAAGUGAAGGUGGGUCAGUCUUAGAAGACGAUUUAUUUAGGCUUAAUAUUAAGGAAUCAUCUUGUAUAGAUGGCUGUGAACUAGAAACUUUAUUGAGCUGUGAUCUACAUAAUGGACCUUUGAGUGCCAAAAGUGAACUACAAAAUGCUGCCAAGAUACAAAAUAUUAAAAAUGCAAUGUUAUGCAAUGGUUUUGCACAUGGCAGUCAUAACACUUUGCCAUCUCCCAGAAUCUCAGAGAAAAAUGUUGGAAGUAAAAUGAAUGGACACAUUGACCCUGAUGAGCUGAGCUUGAAUUGUAAAGAUCCAAGUGAUAGAGAGUGUGUAGCAGAGGCAGAUAAUGAAAGCUGUGACUCAGUACAAAUCCAGUUUUGCAUGGAAUCUUGCCAAGACCAAGACUCCAUUGCUGAAACUUCUGCUCCCCUUGCUACCUCUGAGCUGCCUUGUGAGGCAGUUGCUGCUGAUGCUACUCAUGUCGAUAUCACAACAAAUUCUCAUAAUGAAGCAAGGAUUGAAGAAAGUAUUGAUCAAGUGAAUUCUUCAGACAACUCACAAGAAAAUAGUGUUUCAGAGGAAUCAAAAAUAACAACACCAAAAACAUCCACAGCAAGUGUAACAGACUUAACAGCCACCUCUGGAGCUGGACUGAAUUCAAGUAAUGAAAUGGAUGAACCUGGUUCUUCCCCUCAAGUGGUUUCAUCCGAGGCAGUGGCCAUGGCUGACACUCUGGCAUUGCUGCUACCUAGUGGUGGCAAAGGACGUAAACGGCGCGAUGAUGUGAAGGAGAAGGUUAAGGUGCACAACCCUGAGGAUCCUGACUCUGUGUGUGGACUCAUAUUUGUGCAUCACCGCAACAUGGCCAAGAUUAUAUACAGACUCCUGAAGGAACUGAGUGAUAUAGGUGGAGACUAUGCUUGGAUCUUCCCCCAGUAUACUGUUGAAGCCAAGGAGAGUGUUAAGGAUGAUCCAAGGGCUGCUGAAGCUGAACAUAAGAAGCAAGAGGAGGUACUCAGACGAUUUCGUCACCACGAGUGCAAUGUUCUGGUAUCCACACGUGUGCUUGAAGAAGGAAUUGAUGUUCCUCAGUGUAAUCUUGUUUUAAGGUUUGAUCCUCCUACUGAUUACCGGUCAUACGUGCACAGCUGUGGUCGAGCUCGAGGCCAGGACACUUUCUACUUUCACUUGAUAGCCAAGAAGCAGGAGCAGAGUUUCCUCUGUGAUAUGGCAUCAUAUUCUGCCUUUCAACAGGUGUUGGUAAGUCGGUGUGGCAGCGUUGAAGUGGGCACAGACCAAGAAGUUAUGGCUGAAGAAGCUAAUGGUGCUUACCCAUCCUACAUCACUCCUGCCAAUGCUGCUGUUACCAUGGCUACAGCAAUAGGCCUUUUGAACAAAUACUGUGCCAAGCUGCCAAGUGACACCUUCACACGUUUAACAGCCAUGUGGGAAGUAGAGAAUGAAGUUGGCAUGAGCAAAUACUGUUGCAAGAUAAUGUUGCCAAUCAAUUCACCAUUAAAGGGAACUAUUCAGGGUCCUUGGCAACAAAAAGUUUCUCUGGCGAAAAUGGCUGCGGCUCUGGAGUGCUGCCGCUGCCUUCAUCAGAUAGGGGAGUUAGAUGACCAGUUACAGCCAGUUGGAAAGGAAAGUAUGAAACUGGAUGACCAUUUGUGUGCACCUCCAGCAGAUGAUCAAGUACCUGAAGGAAUGCCUCGUCCAGGAACGACCAAGAGACGACAGUACUACUACAAAAAGGUUGCAGAAUGUUUGACGGGAGAACAACCAAAGGAAGAACUGGAUGUGUUUGUGUAUAAGUUAGAGAUGGUAUUGACCUGCCCCAUUCCAGACGAGCAGAAUACACGAGGUCGCAAGAUAUAUCGUCCAGAAAAGUCCACUCGUUCGUUUGGUAUCGUCACCACCAAGCCCAUCUCACAGGUCAGCGGUUUUCCAGUGUUCACCCGAUCAGGCGAAGUUAUUGUCCAUGUCCGUGAGAUUGGAAGCAGGGAGCAUUUCACCCAGGAUCAGCUGUUGGCCUUGCAAUGCUUCCACAAGUUUACCUUCACUCAUGUGUUGCGUCUGGAGAAGUAUCCCAUCAAGUUUGACCCAACUAAUGCCAGGACAGCUUUCUACAUUGUGCCACUCAACAAAUUUAAUGGAGUUGAGGACAUUGACUGGGAGUUUGUUACAAAGAUACAGUUGGAAGGUGACCCAAGACCAGUUCCUCCUCUUGAUUCUACAAGGAAGAAGUUCCAGUUUCAACACAGCCUCUAUGAAGAUGCUGUUGUGAUGCCUUGGUAUAGAAAUCAAGAUCAGCCCCAGUACUUCUAUGUGGCAGAAAUCUGCACUCACCUCAACCCCCAGAGUGACUUCCCAGAUGCUGGAUUUGAGACUUUUGAAAAAUAUUAUCUGACAAAAUAUGGACUUCAAAUUUGUAAUUUGUCCCAGCCUUUGCUUGAUGUUGACCAUACAUCUGGCCGUCUUAACUUACUCACACCAAGACAUGUCAACAGAAAGGGAGUUGCACUGCCCACUACCUCGGAAGAGACCAAGCGUGCUAAACGAGAGAACCUGCAGCAAAAACAAAUCUUGGUCCCUGAAUUAUGCACAAUUCAUCCCUUCCCAGCUUCCUUGUGGCGCAAAGCUGUGUGUCUGCCCACUAUUCUUUACCGCAUAAAUGCUCUUCUUCUGGCUGACCAAUUGCGGAUCUGUGUGGCUAAUGAAGUCGGUCUUGGACUUCAGAUCCUCCCUAUAGAUUUUUCUUGGCCGCCCUUGGACUUUGGCUGGAGCCUUGCUGAUGUGCUGAAGAAGAACCAAGACAACCAAGAACAGGAGGACAACUGUGAGGCCAAGGCAGAGGCAGCUGGUGCUACUAAACACACAACAAAGAAAGUAGAAUCUUUGGGUGAUGAAUCACCCCCAGCUAAGAAAAAAAUCAGCAAAAAUGGGAUUGAUAUGGAAAUAGGCACUUGGUCUAAUGAUAUGGCUUUUGAUCCCCCCACCCCACCUUACAGCAUGGAUGAUAUGAAUACCACAGAUGACUUUGAGAUUGAUACAUUUGACCCCAAUGUGGCUCUCCCAGAUAACCUGACACUGCUGGAUGGGUUUACAAAUGUUGAUGAUGAUAUCGAAGGGGAAUUAGGUGCUGAUUGGGGCACUGGAAUCACAGAGCGUAGGUCAAAAAAUGGUUGUCACAAGGACAGUAGUGGAGAGGUUUUCCGAGUUGGUUCGCCGUCAAACUUUGAAAUUGACGGGUGGGAUGUAUUUGGCGGAUCUACCGGCUCUGGUUACGGUGGAAGCUACAAUGGUUAUGGUUCCUAUGAUGCAUAUGGAGGUUAUGGAGAUUUCCAAGGUUUGGCAGAUGAUCUUGAAGGCUGUGAAUCAGAUGUUUCCUCUGAUAUGGAUGAUGAUGACAAAAGUCAGACGGAGAAGCUGUGGGAUGAGGAGGGAAGUAAGAGAAGAGCAAGUAUGGCAAUAGAUGAAGGUUCCUCUGAUGAAGAAAUUGACUUGCAGUGGCCCUAUGAGGAUGAAAGAGUCAGGUUGGAAGAAGAGGAUAAAUUCCAGCACUUCCUGAAGGAGAAGCAACUUGCCGUAUUAGAAAGCCCAUGUUAUCUGGCUGAGGAUGAACCACUCGUGAUAGAGAAGGCACACAGGAAGAUGGCAAGUGAAAAUAAAACUGCAUCACCAGGGAAGGAGAGUUUACCUGUAGGAAAAUAUGUAUUGCAAGGCUGUGAACUACUAUCUUCAAAAGGCUGUGAUAAUGCUCAACUAACUACCUCACCUGCCACUAGAAUUGUGAAUCGUGCUGAAACUCUUUCUGUUAUGAAUCUAGACAAUGGUGCUGAAUUUUCCUCUGGAAAGAACAACUCCGGUGAAACUUCCUUCAGUUUUGAUUAUCAACCAGAUCUCAUGAACCAUCCUGGCCCUCCUCCCAGUGUCAUCCUUCAAGCAUUAACAAUGUCCAAUGCAAAUGAUGGAGUUAAUCUCGAGAGGCUUGAAACAAUAGGGGAUUCUUUCCUAAAGUAUGCUAUCACCACAUUUUUGUACUGUACUUACCCACAACGUCACGAAGGAAAACUCAGUUAUCUGCGUUCCAAGCAAGUUAGUAACCUCAAUUUGUAUCGUUUGGGUAAGCGAAAGGGUUUGGGAGAGUGUAUGGUGGCGACUAAGUUUGAACCCCAUGACAACUGGUUACCUCCCGGUUAUUUUGUGCCACGUGAGUUAGAAGAGGCAUUGAUUGACUCUGGAGUCCCUGCUGGACACUGGAACAUGGCUGAUUUACCAGGCCUUCAUGAUUUAGCAAGCGAUGAAAUACGACGAUUAGUUCAAGAACGUUCCGAGCAGAUAAAGCGAAGCAAAACUGAGCAUGUUACUAGUGAACUGAUGGCCACACAAAACCCUCACGAUUUGCCCAUCUUCAUCCCAUAUAAUUUGCUCACACAACAUAGCAUCCCUGAUAAAAGUAUUGCAGAUUGUGUUGAGGCUCUAAUAGGUGCUUACCUAACCACCUGUGGUCCCCGUGGUGCUUUACUUUUCAUGUCCUGGCUCGGCAUUAAGGUGUUACCAUGUAAAGUGAAUGAAGAAUCUGGAAGGUUAAUGCAGAUUACUUAUGGUCACUUGGAACCUCCCCUGUCACCUCUUUACCGAUGUCCAAUAACAGAUACUCUGGAGCAAUUAGAAUUACUACUGAGUGGAUACUUGGUGUUUGAGGACAAAAUUGGGUACACAUUCAGAGAUCGCUCAUAUCUACUACAAGCCUUCACUCAUGCUUCAUAUUACAAGAAUCGUCUCACUGACUGCUACCAGAGGCUUGAAUUCUUAGGAGAUGCUGUUCUUGACUACCUGAUCACCCGUCACUUAUAUGAGGACAAGAGGCAACAUUCUCCUGGUGCUCUGACAGAUCUGCGUUCAGCUUUGGUUAAUAACACUAUAUUUGCCUCUUUAGCUGUAAAAUAUGACUUUCACAAGUACUUCCGCCACUUUUCACCGGGUCUGGAUCGUGUGGUGAGGGACUUUGUCAAGAUGCAGGAGGAGAAUGGUCAUAAGAUCAAUGAAGAGUAUUACUUCAUGGAGGAAGAUGAGUGUGAAGCAGCAGAAGAUAUUGAAGUUCCUAAAGCUCUGGGUGAUGUGUUUGAAAGUGUGGCUGGGGCAAUCUUCCUGGACUCCGGUGGUUCUUUAGAUGCAGUGUGGUCUGUGUACUACACCAUGAUGUGUCGUGAGAUAGAGCAGUUCAGUGGAGUAGUGCCCAAGUCUCCUAUUCGAGAAUUGUUGGAAAUGGAACCGGAGACGGCCAAGUUUGGAAAGCCAGAGCGCCUGGUAGACGGUAAGGUGAGGGUAUCGGUGGAAAUAUUUGGUAAGGGUUCGUUCUCUGGAGUCGGCCGCAAUUAUCGCAUAGCCAAAUCAACUGCAGCCAAAAGAGCAUUAAGACACCUGAAGAAGCUUCAGAUGAUGGCCAGUCAAGGAAUCUAAUUUAAAUUUAAAUAAAUUAGGGUUGUAUUUUGCACUUGUGUAAGGUGGACAUUUAAGUAUUUGUGAAUUAAUUAAAAAAAAAUAGUUUUUCUCAAUAUUAGAGAUUUAAUUUCUGAGAGGCAACUUAUUCUAUUUACAGUAUUUCUUGUCAUUUUCAGGGAAAUUACCAAGGUAUGGAAAAAUGCAUUUAGAUGGUCUAAAUUAGUUAGGAGUGUCAUAAGUGAAAAUUUUUAAAUGUGACCAUUUGGGUGAAGAAGCAAUAUGUUUCAAGUCAUAUUUCUAAUUUUAUCAUCAAGUUGUGUUAUAUAUAAAAGCAUACAAUAUUGCAAUUGGAUUAAUAUUCAAUAUUGGAUGUAAAUAACCAAGAAUUUUCAUUUUAUUCAGUCAAUGGGAUGUACUGUAGUGUACUGUACAUCCAUAAAGUACAAAAAUGCAUAAUGUGCUAGUGAAGAUUCAACAAUACAGAUGAACACUGUACUAGAGUCAAGUGCAAUUGAUGUUCUUUGCUGAUGUCCAGGAAAACCUUUUUAAGAUUUUUUUUUUUAGUACAUUUUAUUUUGCGUGGGUAAGGCUCGGCAGGGGUUAUGAUCAUCGUUCAGACACUUUUACAACUCUACAGCAAAUUAACAAGUUUAUUUUAUAUACAGUACUGUACUCUCACAGUCAUUGUUUUUCUCGAUCCCUUGCUGCCUGUGACACUAGCCAGCCCACAGCACACUUCACACUUCUAUUGAUCCACUCAGUACAGCGGACAGUUGGCUAUGCCGGUCGCUAGAAGAUAGUCCGAGUGAAUGCCAUAACAGAUACUUGAAAAAGAGGAGUUUGGAGACCUUGUAUGAAUGAGUGUGGGGGGGAGGGGUGGAGAUUCACUGCUGUUGCUCUAUUCUGUCUUGAGAGAGUAAGCACGUUCCUGGUGGUUCUUGACAUGUUUUGUGAAUAAUCCCCCCUUUUUUUUAUUAGUGGUCAUUAUAUAUUCUAAAAUGAACAUUAUUAGUACAUUGGGUUUUAUUUUCAUUGUAAUAUCCCGGUGAUUAUGACAGUUCUUUAAGGUGUAGAAUGUGUGUUCAUACCGUAAACCAUCCUCCUGGCUAAUGGAGUAUCUCCUUAGUAUCAGACUAUCUGCUGGCGACCCACUGCUAUAACUGUGCCACCAUGUUGCUGUGAUUCUUUACCUGACAUUGAGUUCAAAUAAUGUUUAUUAUCUCAUAUAAUUAUUAUAUGUUUUUUUAAGUGCAAAUUUUGUUUAUUGUGUUGUUAAAUUUUACUUAAAUGAUUAAUUACGAAAAAGUUUCUUAGGUAUUGUGUUAAGUAAUACUUACUUGUAAUAUAAACUGCCAUGGUCUAGGAUUUUAUGCAUUUAGCAAGAUAAAAGUCAACAGGUGAGACGGUUUAUUGCCACAGUGCUGAAAUUUAAUUGACUGUUGUAUGACACAUUGUGUUUCCCCUCACUGUACUGUACAUGAAUGCAAACACCAAGAGACACACAACCUUACAGAGCCUUCCUUAUAUAGUAGAAGGAAAAAUACACAAAUUUGCUGCCUUUUUUAAAAGAUGAUUAUAAUGUUUUGUUAGCUAAGGAACCUCUGGUCAUAUAAAAUGUAAAUAUCCCAUGUUUAGUCUACACUUAGCAUGGAAAAUAUUGUGGCAUCUGAUGGUUAAAAAACUUCGAAGGAUUUGUGUUAGACCUGUGGUUUAGUUAAAAAUUUUCUCUUUAACUUUGUAAUUGUUAAACGUCAUAAUCAGUAUCCACGCUUUUAUAAUUUGAUACUGUAUGGCGUACUGAUCGGCUAGUCCACAUAAUUAUGGAAAAUGGCUGUAAAACGUUGAUGAUAGUGUACGUACUAUACAUGAUUGGUGUAAUUGCAUUGUUUUAGUUAAACCGAAUUCUUACACAAAAUGUCAAUAUUGCAUGUUACACACGUGUCUUUUCUUAAUAGCGUGUAGUCAUUAAUUCUAUUCAUGUACCAUUUAUAAUUUACUAAUGAUAUUGUUUGGAAUAAUACAGUUUCCAUACAGAAUCUAGGUCUUUCAAGUACAUACUUUGCCAUCAGUGUGAACUUCCAUAACAUGUACCUUAAUGGGUUAAGCAUUACACAAAAAGAAAAAAGAAAAGGAAUAAUAAUCAGAUAAGAUGGAAUAAAGCUUGCAUAACUGUGUAUAGCAAACCCUGUAAUAGCCACCACUUAGAGAAAGAAAACCUUAAAGAAAAUCAUCUUUCAUUUGAUAUUAUUUUAACAAGAUCCACAAUAUGGUUAAUAGGAGUGAUUUAGUCUAACAAUAUCUUUGAAAGUAUCUUGUCAGCCUACAGUAUUUGUUUGCUGUGCUUCAUUCUACAUUCAAGACCAUUUGUUGAAGAACUUUUAUACUGUAUUCUCUGUAAUGUUGUUCUUUGUAAUCUAAUUCAUGGGUAACUGUACACUCACACUAGGGAACACUGUGUUGCAUCAUGGACUGAAGUGAAAGGGAAGCAUUAGUAGUCUCUCACGUUAAGAAAUACAGUACUGUAAUGUCUUGGAUAUCACUUGUUGACUGAGAAAAAGUGUUACGUAAGUGAUGAUAAAGGUUUUGUAAUUUUGGUUAUUCUUAUUACUUUUAUGGAGUAGGAGUCAGUUUUUAAAGAAGCAAGUAAAGUGCCUUUUGCAGACUCAGUUGUGCACUAGUGGUUUAUGUUUCAAUGGUUUUUUCAGACUUACUUUUCUUUUUAAGUUUAACUGUAACUAAUUCUUCGUCUUAUAUACGUAUCAUCUUAGUAUUUAAUCGAUGUACUAAUAAUAUCAGAAUGUAAAAUCAGUGACUGUACCUAGAGUUAAAUCAUGGUGUUUAAUGCUUUUAUCAGUGCGCACAAAUAUGUGACUUUUAUAAAGUAUAAGCAAGUCAUUCAGACUUAAAAUAUAAUGAGGAAAUAUUUCUCUUAACAUAACUUUACUGUUGGUUUAGUUAUAACUUGUCUUACUGUGGUUCAUGCUUUUGUAUUAUGGAAUUAAGAUGUACAGAUUGUCUUCAACAACAAUUUGAAUUACAGCUUAAAUGUAAAGAUAAAUGAUCUAUAAAAUCUUUUAUUUUAGCAGUAUGAAGAAAUUGUUUCUUGCAAAUUUAAUCAACACAUCAGCAUUUAUUUUAUUUCAUGGUCUAGUAUUGAUCUUUAAAUGAAUUUAUUCGGAAAAGGGAUAUUUCAAUACACUUAACUAUUAAAGGUCAAAUAGAAUGUUGUAAUUCUAGAAUUAAUGGUAUUUUUUGUUUUUUUU
Molecule: messenger RNA, 10956 nt
Organism: Homarus americanus (American lobster)
Lineage: Eukaryota; Metazoa; Arthropoda; Malacostraca; Decapoda; Nephropidae
Gene: Dcr-1
Product: endoribonuclease Dcr-1-like
Exons: 23
Coding region: 137-7711 (2524 amino acids)
Biological process (GO): rRNA processing; pre-miRNA processing; apoptotic DNA fragmentation
Cellular component (GO): cytoplasm; nucleus; RISC complex
Molecular function (GO): deoxyribonuclease I activity; ribonuclease III activity; RNA binding
Source: RefSeq, a predicted model, not a curated record